This is a messenger RNA of Brassica oleracea var. oleracea, 636 nucleotides long. RefSeq lists its product as uncharacterized. Lineage: Eukaryota; Viridiplantae; Streptophyta; Magnoliopsida; Brassicales; Brassicaceae. The record is from RefSeq and is a predicted model, not a curated record. The transcript is spliced from 2 exons. Gene Ontology annotation, molecular function: zinc ion binding. The coding region runs from base 1 to 636 and encodes 211 amino acids.
AUGGAUUCUAAUAUAGCGAAAUCAUGGAACGCAGUAUUAAAAGAAGCACGAGAAUUCCCCUUCAUCUCCAUGUGUGAGUACAUACGUACAACACUUAUUAGUUGGUUUGCACUUCGACGUGCCAAAGCGUUGGAGCAUAAAGGGACGCUAACACCAAAUGUGCAAGGGCACGUUGAAUUAAACUUUGAAUCCUCCACUUCGUCGGCCGUUUGUGGAAUAAGUGAAACUGAGUUUCAAGUGAUGGCCCAAAGUGGGGAGUGUUUCUUGGUCAACCUCUUAUCCGGCACGUGUUCAUGCAAUGCGUUCCAGGAGCUACGCAUCCCAUGUCCGCAUGCGAUGGCUGCAGCAGGCCGCGCUAAUAUCCGUACUGACUCUUUGGUGGCUGCUGCGUAUUAUGCGGACACAUGGCAUAGUACUUACGAGGCAAAAAUUUACCCCAUUCCAUCUGUAGGUGGAAACAAAAUUGGAGGAGAAUAUGCGGGGGAUCUACUACCGCCUGAGGUUAGGAGACCACCUGGGAGGCCACGGAAGGUCCGUAUCUUGUCGUGGGGGCAAGAUAAGCAUGCUGGAAUGAAGGGAAGUAGGAAAUGCACAAGAUGCAGGGGGGGAAGGCCACAACAAGGCCUCAUGCCGUAG